This is a messenger RNA of Glycine soja, 1607 nucleotides long. Its product is annotated as S-adenosylmethionine decarboxylase proenzyme 4-like. The transcript has a single exon. Gene Ontology annotation, molecular function: adenosylmethionine decarboxylase activity. NCBI's taxonomy places the organism in Eukaryota, Viridiplantae, Streptophyta, Magnoliopsida, Fabales, Fabaceae. Bases 180 to 1241 code for a protein of 353 amino acids. Gene Ontology annotation, biological process: spermine biosynthetic process; spermidine biosynthetic process. The record is from RefSeq and is a predicted model, not a curated record. Gene Ontology annotation, cellular component: cytosol.
ACCUAUAAAUCCCAUUGACCCCCCAAUCCUUUCUCUCACCUUAACCUCAACCUCAACCUCCCUCUCUCAAACUACUUCCUUAUCAUAUAGUAUCUUUUCUUUCCCCUGUUACAUCCCCUUCCUCUUAGCUAGUCCUAACACACACACACACACACACAUCCAAAAUUCCAAAAUUCCAAAUGGCUGUCUCUGGUUUUGAAGGGUUUGAGAAAAGAUUGGAGCUUCAUUUCUUUGGUGAUGAUCCAGCCAUGUUCCCACUUGGUCUAAGGAAGCUUGAGUUCGACUCAAUAGAACAAGUCCUUGAAGCUGUCCAAUGCACUGUGGUUUCAGCAGUUGGAAACUCAUACUUUGAUGCCUACGUGUUAUCAGAAUCAAGCCUCUUUGUUUACCCAACAAAGAUCAUCAUCAAAACUUGUGGCACAACCCAACUUCUGAAAUCCAUUCUUCCCUUGAUCCACUACGCUGAUCACCACUUAGGCCUCACCCUCUCCUCUUGCCGCUACACCAGAGGAAGCUUCAUCUUCCCCAAAGCACAACCUUUCCCUCACACCAGCUUCAAGGACGAAGUCACCUACUUGCAAGACACAAUACCUUCAAGCCUCUGCUUCAGAAAAGCCUCCAUCAUGCCCUCCAAAUCCUCCUCUCACUCAUGGCACGUUUUCACUGCCAAUGACAACACACACACACACACCCACUCUCCCAUGCCUUAUGAUCAUGACAAUGAGUUAUUAUUCACCAUGGAGAUCUGCAUGACCGAGCUGGACCCCAUCCUGGCCCGCAAGUUUUUCCGGCGACCGGACGACGAGAAAUCCGGAGACUCUGCCGGGAAGGAGAUGACGGAGCUCACCGGAAUAAACGAAAUAAACCCGGACGCACUUAUAUGCGACUUUGCGUUCGACCCAUGUGGGUAUUCGAUGAAUGGCAUGGACGGGGACUGGUACUCCACCAUCCACGUGACUCCAGAGGACGGUUUCAGCUACGCGAGCUUCGAGUGUGUGGGCUCCGUCGACAACGGCAACAUAGGACACGUAUUGAUGAAGGUGGUUCAGAUUUUCCGUCCUGGGACUAUGUCCAUAUCGACCACGUGCAAUGGCUUCAGCAGCAACGACGUCAUGUGGACGGAGAUGGCAAGCGCGGUGGAGCCUCUCGGCUUCAAAUGUAGGAGUUGGGCAAUGGACCAAUUCCCUAACGCGGGUACCGUUGUGUUUCAAACGUUCACUUCUCGCCGGAAAAGUGUUUAAAGCCGGAGAAAUUAAAAUAAAGCAGAGCGACGGUGGCGGCGGCGGUGAAAAAGAAAGAUAUAAUAGGUAGGAAGUUAGAGUUAGUUGAAAAUUGUAGGGGGUGGUGACGUGACAGAAUGCGAUUGGUUGUGAAAGAUGAUGAAUGUGGGAUUGACUGAUAGAAGUGGGUGGUAAGUAGAGGAGGAUGGAGAUGGAGGAGGGAUUCAUUCAUCUUUGGAAUAUAAUCAAAAAAGGGUUGGGAUACUGGGAUGAUCAUGAUAAUGCACCCCACUUAGGCUUGUCACGCCUAAGAUUUUUGGAGAUGUGUAGUGGGUGUAAAAGUGCUCUUGUUUCAGCUUAUAUUCAACCUUUUUUUUCUUUUCUUUC